This is a messenger RNA of Aspergillus fumigatus Af293, 1107 nucleotides long. RefSeq names its product BRCT domain protein. The transcript has 3 exons. Bases 1 to 1107 code for a protein of 368 amino acids. NCBI's taxonomy places the organism in Eukaryota, Fungi, Ascomycota, Eurotiomycetes, Eurotiales, Aspergillaceae. The record is from RefSeq and is a predicted model, not a curated record.
AUGGGAAAGACAUUCAAGAAUAUCCACGCUUGUGCCAUUGGCAGGUUCCCUGUCAACGGAGAUAAGAUCCCACAGUGGAUAUUGGCCCAUGGAGGGACCUUUUCGAAGGACGUCACCGAGGACGUUACGCACUUGAUUACCACGAGGGAGACCUUCGCAAAGAACGUCGAAGCAGGUAUGGCACCCAUUAUUCCCGUUUGCAACCGAGACUACGCAGUUACUAAGGUUGCCGUUGGAGCAGUUCAGAAAGCCAAGCGACUGGAAACAGUCAAGAUUGUAACAUAUGACUGGCUUGAGGACUCUUUGCAGUCCAAAACCCGUAAGCCGAAACCCGAGGGAGCCUAUCUUUUGGCGAAAGACCCGAACAACGAGAAAAAGAAGCAGAGGCGAGCCGCAAAGGUCCGAAGAAGGCAGUUGAAGGCCAAGGAUAAGUCGUCGGGUAGGUAUGAUCAUAUAGCGCGGAUGCUUCAAGAUGGUGACUGUAGUCAAGGACCUGGAAACGAUUCGUCCACCCCAAGGCCUCGAACGCGCAAGGGAAAGGCGUUAACUGCAGGCUCCAAAUAUCAAGCGAACUAUCACGUCUAUGUUGACCUCGCCACUGGGGAGACAUACAGUGCUACAAUUUAUCGUCAAUUGCCUUGGAACCAUACACGCGAGAAAUUCCAGAUCAAGGUUCACGAGUCAAACGAUGUUCCUCACACUUAUGCGACGCAGGCCAAGUACAGUCGUACCGGGAAGUCCACGGACGAGAUUCUUGCGCCUCCCGGCAGUGACCAGGACGCUGCCAUGGCAGCAUUCACAGACUUCUUCGCGGCCAAGACAGGAAAGAAAUGGGAAAAUAGACUGGAUGGGAUUCCUAUGGCCCCGAAGCAGGACGUCGAUGGAAAGGAACUUCCGGCUCAUGCUGGCUGGUUCUACUAUGAAACCGGCAGAUCUCUUCUUUCAGACUUUCUUCGCCAGGGAGAGUCUCAAAGUUCUGCAAUGGGCCAGGGUGCCAUGCAAAUUGCUGUCAGCUCGAACAGUGAUGACCAUGGUCCUUUGAUGCCGCCGGAUAGUAAAGAUGGAUCUGUGGAUGAUCAGGCCGAGUCUCCGCCCAGAGUGUUUUGA